AUGACGGUUGCAACCUGGAACCGACUCUGUCCCGAUGGCCGUCUCCGCCCUGCGCACACGCGUCUCGACGCCCGACUUUCCGCACUAGGCAUCACCGCCUCCAACGCCUUCGGACUGCAUCUUUCCGAAAAAGAGGUAGACAUGGUCUUCCAGCCCGCUGCGAGACGGCUGACGAUUGGUCGCGAGUGGGACGACCUCGUCUCCGCUGUCAUGGCCAUGACUGCUUACCGCGGCCGCGCAAGGCCAGAUCGGUAUACGACGCUGCCAGCUCCCAACAUGGCACCGAUCGCUACGCGCUGGGAAAGAAGAUGA
Messenger RNA from Neurospora crassa OR74A, 312 nucleotides. RefSeq lists its product as hypothetical. The record is from RefSeq and is a predicted model, not a curated record. The transcript has 2 exons. Lineage: Eukaryota; Fungi; Ascomycota; Sordariomycetes; Sordariales; Sordariaceae. Bases 1 to 312 code for a protein of 103 amino acids.